This is a messenger RNA of Arachis ipaensis, 408 nucleotides long. RefSeq lists its product as uncharacterized. The record is from RefSeq and is a predicted model, not a curated record. NCBI's taxonomy places the organism in Eukaryota, Viridiplantae, Streptophyta, Magnoliopsida, Fabales, Fabaceae.
AUGUGGAAUCUUCCUUUUGAGGCGACUUACAAGGUGUUUUUGGGUGCAGCGAGGUCCGGCGCUGUUUAUAAGUACGCGUCGAUGUUGGAGUUACCGAUUGCGUCCUUUUUAUAUUACUAUGACAAUCCAGAAAAGAGUUUCCUAGAUUGUUGCACGGAAACAGGAAAUCCGGCUGCUCUACUCCGGGUAGGGAUGAUUGAUUUCAUCUGGAGUGGCCACUGCAUCGGUGGAAUGGACACCUUGACUAUGGCUGCAACGGGUGGCGAUGUUGAAGCCUAUUACUUGUGUGCGAUGCUGCUACUGUCUCAUGGCAAGGAAGAUGAAGGGAACAUGCGAAGGGAACUUGAAUUUUUUGAAACUGUACGUGCUUCUAGGGUGGUCAAAAGGUGCAAAGAGGUCUUCAGGUAG